This is a messenger RNA of Hypanus sabinus (Atlantic stingray), 501 nucleotides long. RefSeq names its product zinc finger protein 239-like. The transcript has 3 exons. NCBI's taxonomy places the organism in Eukaryota, Metazoa, Chordata, Chondrichthyes, Myliobatiformes, Dasyatidae. Gene Ontology annotation, biological process: regulation of DNA-templated transcription. Bases 1 to 501 code for a protein of 166 amino acids. Gene Ontology annotation, molecular function: RNA polymerase II cis-regulatory region sequence-specific DNA binding; DNA-binding transcription factor activity, RNA polymerase II-specific. The record is from RefSeq and is a predicted model, not a curated record.
AUGUACCCUGGGACGAGGCCAUUCACCUACUCUGUUUGUGGGAAGGGAUUCACUCGGUCAUUUGGCCGACUGACUCACCAGCGAAUACACACUGACUGUGGGAAAAGAUUCACUCGGUCGUCUGCCCUACUGACACACCAUCGAAUCCACACUAGGGAGAGAACUUUUGCCUGCUCAUACUGUGGGAAGGGAUUCACUCAGCCGUCCCAAGUGAAGUUACAGCAGCAAAUUCACACUGGAGAGAAGCCGUUCACCUGCUAUGAUUACAGUGGGAAGGGUUUUAAACAGUCAUCACAAUUGAAGGUACACAAGCGCAUUCACACUGAGAAGAGGCCGUUCACCUGCUCAGAUUGUGGGAAUGGAUUCACCCAGUCAACUGCUCUCCUGGCACACCAGUCUGUUCACACUGGGAAGAAAGCAUUCGCCUGCUCAAAGUGCGGGAAGGGAUUCACUCGGUCAUCAAACCUACAGAUGCACAAGCAAGUUCACAUGGGUGAGUAA